This is a messenger RNA of Musa acuminata subsp. malaccensis (wild Malaysian banana), 1622 nucleotides long. RefSeq names its product cleavage stimulating factor 64. The record is from RefSeq and is a predicted model, not a curated record. Gene Ontology annotation, biological process: mRNA 3'-end processing. Lineage: Eukaryota; Viridiplantae; Streptophyta; Magnoliopsida; Zingiberales; Musaceae.
CCCUAACCCCCAAGCCCAAAGUCUUCUUCCCCUCUUCUCCCCCCUCUUACCACCACAGCGUCCUCCUCCGUGGCGAACGGGGCAACGACCACCAGCAGUCAGUCUUUGUCGAAGAGAUAAAGAUACAGUGGGUUGUGGAAGGGUGGAGGAAGAUGGCUGCACAGAAGUCGCAGCAGCAACAACUACCUGGUGAUGGUUUCACCUCACAGUUCGGGGGCUUGUCUAAAGCUCAGAUAUAUGACAUCAUGAGUCAAAUGAAAGCUCUGAUGGAGCAGAAUGAGCAACAGGCAAGGCAAAUCCUUGUUGACAAUCCUCUUCUGACUCGAGCUCUGUUCCAGGCACAAAUAAUGCUUGGAAUGGUGCAGCCUCCUAAAGUGAUACCCAAUAUCCAGCAGGCUUUGUCCCAGCCACAACCAGCAGAGUUUAAACAGCCACCUAAUAUUCAAAGCUCUCAAACACUGCCAGUUGAAGUUGGAGCACAAGGUGAAUCUAGUUCAUCUCAAACCGUGCUACCAGCUAGACCACAACAUCCAUCACAACCGUCCAUUUCCAUUUCACCUGCAUCUGUUGCUUCAUUGACCUCCCAGUCGCAGGCAAUGGCAACGGCACUUUCAGCACCACAAAUUAAGAAUUUUCCAAUUGUGCAAGUUCCUUCAGUGCAACCUCCACAAUCUUCCCAGAACCAGAAUAUAUCUCUGCCCGCUCCUGCUCAUCCACACUACUCAACUCUGUCAUCCCAUCUGCCUGUGGUGUCUGUGCAACCACAGCAAACUUUGCAGAAUCCUGGAGUAUUCAGUCAGGUCCUACAGCCACCAUUACCACUGCCACCUAGACCAGUUGCAAGACAACCUUUUACGCAUCAGCUUCCCCCACAGAUAACUCACUCCGCUGGUUUUCAACCAUCAAGUGCACCUCAACAUCUUUUAACACAACCCUUGUUUCAGUCAGGUGUCACCCCUCCAAGUUCCUUUGUACAAGGACAGCCACCACUUCCAAGCCAGCCACCACCUCAGCAUCUUUAUCAGCAGGUCAGUUCACAUAUAGGUCCAGAGUAUGGCAACCAAACUGGCACGGGUACCGCCUUGCCAGCUGACAGAGGAGCUCCUUGGGCACCUGGCCCACCGGAAAUGACAAAAGCGGGGACCCAACUUCCAGGACCACCAUUGAUGGCUACAGGAACAAGUGGUCAGCCACCUCGCUCUUCGGUGACACCAGAAAUGGAGAAGGCAUUGCUUCAGCAAGUUAUGAGCCUUACACCAGAACAGAUCAAUCUUCUAUCUCCAGAGCAGAGGAAUCAGGUGCUUCAACUACAGGAAAUGCUACGACAGUGAUGAUUUGGGCCUUUUGUUUCUCCAUGCACGUUGAUCAUGUCAAAAAUGACCUUGUGACUUGCUGCUUUGAUGGGUUCUUUUGGCUGUAGGCGAUUUAUAUAGCUCUGCUAUAGUGGUCAUUCACCAAAGAUUGACCAUCUAAUGUUGAAAUUUAACCUGAAAUGGCACUUGAUAUUAUGAUGAUGGUGCUGUCGGGUCACCACUCGACCACCAAGGCAGAUUCACUGUAGUACACUGUCAUCAGCUGUUAUCAACAUUUGAUUUCAUGGAUUGCUUUGCUCCUUCAUUCAA